Messenger RNA from Cyclospora cayetanensis, 897 nucleotides. RefSeq lists its product as uncharacterized. Gene Ontology annotation, molecular function: oxidoreductase activity. The coding region runs from base 1 to 897 and encodes 298 amino acids. The record is from RefSeq and is a predicted model, not a curated record. The transcript is spliced from 6 exons. NCBI's taxonomy places the organism in Eukaryota, Apicomplexa, Conoidasida, Eucoccidiorida, Eimeriidae.
AUGGCCGCCCCGGGUCUAGCUGGCACGGAUUUGCUGGCGUCCGCGAAGUGCCACACACUCCACAAUGGAGUCAGCAUGCCCCUCCUUGGCCUGGGUACUUGGCGAUUGCAUGGUAACAAGCUGCGAGGCGGCGUUUUUGGGGCGCUACAAGAACAAUACGGCCUCAUAGACACCGCCUCAGUAUAUGAAAAUGAAGCAGAGAUCCGCGAACUCCUCAAGGAAGCAGGCAAUCCAAGGGUUUUUCUGACAUCCAAAUUACAGCCGAAGGAUGCUCAGGGGACUGAGGCGGUCCUGCGAGCGUUUGAUGGAACAAUACAACGCCUGGGUGUCGACCAGUUGGAUCUUUACCUCAUUCACUGGCCAGGCAGCAGCGGUGUGGACACCAGCGACCCAGAGAACCGUCGGCGGCGAAUUGAAAGUUGGCGAGCAUUGGAGCAGCUCUACGAACAGAAAAAGGUCCGGGCUAUUGGCGUUUCGAACUUUAUGGUGACACACCUUGAAAAUCUCAUGGAGGACGGAGCGAAGAUUAUGCCUAUGGUCAACCAGAUCGAAUGGCAUCCUAUGUGUUGGGUUCCCGAACUUAUUCCCUUCGCCAAAAAGCACAACAUUACCCUACAAGCGUAUUCCUCCCUGGGCUCGGGCGAAAAUCGACUUCUAGAGCACCCCGUAGUCAAGGAGAUCGCUAAGGAAAUUCAGCAGCCCCCCAGUGUGGUGCUCCUACGAUGGGCCUUGCAGCAGGGGUUAUUGGUUAUCCCAUGCAGCACUUCUCAAGAGCAUUUAAGAGAAAACGCAAGGAUAUUCGACGUGCAGCUUUCUGAUGACCAGAUGAACAAGCUCAGCUCCAUCCAUGAGGAGGGACAGCACCGCUUUUGCUGGAAUCCACACAAAAUCGCCUGA